GAUCUUAUUGUGCUUCCGGUUCCGGUUAGCGAUGGCGGUUGCUAGCUACCGCUAUUUAGAUAUUUGGUUGUCUCGCUUAUAACACGGUUAAAUAUUGUAAAAAAAUAAUGUGACAUUGCUGUUUCUGGUAGCAGAUUAUGUACGUGGGAGUGAAGCGUGUGACAGCGACAGCAGUUAAAACGGUUGUAAUGUUACCGAAUAUCGGAAACUAAUCUGCUGCUCGCUAGCUGUUAUUAGCUUGUUAGCUAUUUGGCGUCUUCACGUAACGAACACAGCUAAAACGUCUACCGAAAUUUGCCUCUCAGCGUUAUUGUGCUUUCAGCUUUAGUGUGAACAUAUGGGAAAUAAAGUUUUCCCAGUUUCUGUGUUGUAAUUAGUGUUUUUUUUUUUUGUUCUAUUGUUUUUGGCAGCCUGUCAUUGCAGCUGUCAUUCCGGUGUCCGUAUUAAGUAGGCAGUACCGUUAUCUGAAGCAGCUGUAGAGAUGCCGGGGUUCGGGUCUGAUAAAGAAGAAUCAGACAGACUGAUAGAGAAAGCAAAGCUAUGUCUAAGAUCAGGACAGAAAGAGAAAGCCCUGCAGAUGUUAUAUGAAGCACUGAAAAUAUACCCCAGCACCCGAGCCCGAGUCCUCAUUGAUGCUAUUGUGAAGAAUGGGAGUGCAGCUGCCCCAGAAACUGAGCGUACGUACACUCCACCGCCUGGGUGGAGGAACACGGAUGAUGAAAUAUCCAGCCGGCGGCAGCAUCAGCGUUACAGCACAGGAGAUGCUGAUGAGAUACCCAACGAUGACAAGAAGAGCUACACUGAAGAGCAGAGGCAGGGAGUCCUAAGGAUACAGAGAUGUAAAGAUUUCUAUGAGAUUCUGGGCGUGCCAAAAGAUGCCAGUGAUGAGGAUCUGAAAAAAGCAUACCGUAAGCUUGCACUACGGUUUCAUCCAGACAAGAACUGUGCUCCUGGAGCUACUGAUGCUUUUAAAGCAAUCGGGAAUGCCUACGCAGUGCUGAGUAACCCAGAGAAGAGGCAGCAGUAUGAUCAGUAUGGUGAACAAGGUGCUGCAGAGACUGCUAGUCACUCCUCAGCCCAUCCUCGUUACGCUCACGCACACCAACGAACUUUCCACAGGGACUUUGAGGCCGACAUCUCGCCAGAAGAGCUCUUCAACAUCUUCUUUGGUGGCAGGUUUCCAACAGGAAACAUUCAUGUCUACACAAACAGAGGAGCUUCUUAUUCACAUUUCUACCAGACACGUAGACGCCGCGCAUAUGAGAGACGGGAGGAGGAAGUACAGGAAAACCGCAGCCAGAAUACAUUCACAGCCUUCCUGCAGCUUCUGCCUGUCCUGGUGCUAAUCCUCAUCUCUGUAAUAACUCAGAUGAUGGCCACUAAUCCCCCUUACAGCCUUUUCUACAAACCGUCCAUGGGUUUGGUGGUGUCCAGAGAGACGCAGCACAUGGGUGUACAGUAUUAUGUGGAUAAGAGCUUUGAGAAGGAGUACCAUGGGGCGGCACUGGAUGAGCUGGAGAAGACCAUUGAGAGUGAUUACAUAGACCAUCUACAGAGCAGCUGCUGGAAAGAGAAGCAACAGAAGUCGGACCUGGCUAACCUGGGUCAGCUUUAUCGUGAUGAGCGGCUGAAGCAGAAAGCAGAAACCAUGAAGCUGGACCACUGCGAGAAGCUGCACCGCUUCGUGGGCCGCCAGAGGGGCAACUAAACGAGUUGCACAAACAUGGUUCUUACCCAGACGUGAAAGGUUUUAACGUUUGCGAUUAAUCUGUGCAGCGAUUAAUCAAAUUAUUUAGAGAGAGUCUAUAGGAAUAACGCUGUGCCUUUUAGUCCUGCUGAAUAGGUAAAGGCACCAGCAUGGCGAAAAUGCACUCAAGCUGCUGGAAGUGAUCAGUUCGGUCAGCUUUUCGCAACCGUGAAACAUAGCCUCAUCACAGAGGACCUGUUUUUUGUGUAUUUGUGCCAGAGCUGUUUUACUUCCUUACAUUAAGGAAUUUAGGCUCCAGUCGCACUGAUACUUAGAUUCUUCUGUACAUAUUAUAAUUUAAUAUGCCUGAGUUUUAGCAGUAUAGUACAUAGUCAAUAAUAAGACGAUGAUAAUUUAAUUUAUUGAACUAAUUCAUCUUAUUUAUUUUUCUUUUUAUGUGCACUGAGUUACAUUUAGAUGGAAUUAAUCAGGCUGAAGACCUUUCAUUUGAACACUAGUAUUUUUUGUUUAUUUGUUUAUGCUGACCUAAUAUGAUUAACUAAAAAAUACACAACCCCAAACCACUGCUUUUAAAAGUAAUUUGCAUAAACAGUUCAAAAUGGCUUCAAUGGAUUUACUUUCCUAAGCCAUGUAUUAAUUGAUGCUUAAUGCUUGGUGUAACAGGACAUUAGUAUUUAAUAUUAUUUCAAUUGUUUUAUUCUCUGAAAACCUUGCCAAAAGUCAUUACAUUAGUUUAUUAUUUUUUUUAAUAUCUAUACUGACAAAUUUUAGAGAAAGAUUUAAUUUUUUGCAUGCAAUGCAGUGGGAAUUUUCUUUUUUGUGUUACACUCCAUGAUCAGUCCAGCGGGUUUAAUUUAGUCCUCAUGCAAUUCAUUUAAAUUAACCGCAAACUGUUCCUGUUGGAAUUGUCGACAUGUUAAUAUCUUAUACCUCAUGUUAAGCGAACACUAGUCCUGAAGUUCUGAAUGUGAAAACCUGUUUAUCUCCACACUCUGUAAAGCCCUACAGCCAUGCUGAAUGCUCAGCAGUUCAUGUCAGGAACUGAAGUGAGUAUUAUUAAGAAUCAAGGUGAGUUAUAGCAGCGAUGCCACUCUUUAGCUGGACCAGUGUGUUUGGUUAGCGGAUGUGGAGUGAGAUUUUGUGUGUUGGUUUCACGUUUAAACAUUCUCUUCUACUCCUGAAUUCUACAAUAAAAAUAUCAUGUGGUUCUUCUAACA
This is a messenger RNA of Hemibagrus wyckioides, 2925 nucleotides long. RefSeq names its product DnaJ (Hsp40) homolog, subfamily C, member 18 (gene dnajc18). The record is from RefSeq and is a predicted model, not a curated record. The transcript is spliced from 8 exons. Gene Ontology annotation, cellular component: endoplasmic reticulum membrane. Gene Ontology annotation, molecular function: Hsp70 protein binding. The coding region runs from base 482 to 1708 and encodes 408 amino acids. NCBI's taxonomy places the organism in Eukaryota, Metazoa, Chordata, Actinopteri, Siluriformes, Bagridae. Gene Ontology annotation, biological process: cellular response to misfolded protein.